AUGCUUAUUGGCAUUCUGCUAUAUCUGUCCCUGUGGACAGCUUUGGGGUUGGCUCAGAAAUAUUGCACUCGCGAAUUCAAUUCAGCUGUCAUCAAUAACCAAACCCUCUAUAUCGACGGUGGUGAAGUGAGGAAUAUUUACUCGAAUCAGAGCAUCAUAGCAGAAGCAGCCCGCGAUCUCCUAGCAAUUGAUCUCUCCAAGCCAUUCACGAAUUAUGACAAGGACUUGUUCACCACCAUCAAAAAACCCUUCAAUGCAUCGAAACCAGCUCAGUACCCACCUGUGAUGAAUGAGGGCGCAACCUUUUCGGAUGGGUCCAAUCUAUACUUCUACGGUGGCUACAUUAGUGGCCACCUCGAGCCAAACAUAGUUCCACCGCUGGCAACCUGGAGGUAUGACAUUGAAAAUGACGAAUGGACGUCGGAUGGGUUCAAGGGCUACCCUGUCAAGCGACUAAGCGAAGGAGUCACAGCUCAAUCCAACGUCAAUCGAAAGGCAUAUUAUCUGGGCGGUUUAUUGGACCCCGGUGGUGAUCCCGAUGUCUAUGGCACUGACGGAGCAGGACCUUAUCCUGACUCUGGGAUGGUUGUGCUUGAUCAAGAGACUCUCACAUGGUCCAACCUGUCCACCCAAAGCAUGAACCACUUCGGAACGAUCGCCGACGGAUACAUGAAUCUGAUUGAGAACUUUGGCGAUGAGGGAAUAUUGCUUGCUUUCGGUGGUAGCACACGACCUGUGGCACAGCCCAUGGAUCUUUUGGCCGCCUCUGUGAUGAACUUGAAUUAUCGAAAUUCGAUGGAGAAUAUCUCCGUGUAUGAUAUUGCCAACGAUGAGUGGUACACUCAGCAAAGCACGGGAGAUAUCCCCCGUUGGCGAAUGUCUGGAUGUAGUGUCGUUGCUCCCGCACAGGACCUCUCAUCUUUCUCCAUAUACGUCUUUGGUGGUUCGUCCAACGACACUGAAUCAUCUGAUGGGAAUGUGUACGUCCUUUCCAUACCUUCCUUCCAAUGGAUCCAGCUUGAAGGGAGCAAUGCUCUCCGAAUCAAACAUAAGUGUCAACUUGCAGGGCAACAUACCAUGCUAGUAGUGGGAGGCACAGUCCCAGUGGAUGGCAACGAAUAUGAACCGUUGCAAGCCAAUUGCGACAGUGACAUUUUCGAGAAUGGCAUCGGUAUAUUUGACCUCAACAAGCAUCAAUGGAAAACCAAUUACGAUGCCGAUGACGACAAGUACACCAUUCAUUCCAGUAUUUCCGAUGUUAUCGGUGGAGGAAAAACCGGCGGUGCCACCGCGACAGAACCCAAAAAAGGAUGGAACAGCACCGAUCUGGCCAACGUGUUUAAAAACAAGCACGUGGUUUCGUCUGGCGAUCAAACAUCCAACGGCACAACCUCAUCCACCCCCAGCGCAUCCCCGUCCAACACGGACUCUAACUCUAUUUCAAAAGGUGGCAUUGCGGGCGCUACCAUUGGUGCAGUGGCUGGUGCUGCCGCUAUUGGAGGGCUUGCGUUCUUCCUGGUCGCUUAUAAGGGACGCCGCAAUGCGAAAGAAGAUUCCGCCACUGAUGAGCCUCUCAAAAAGAAGCCGAGUUGGGCUGAGCUUCAUGGUCAAGACAGGCCUUUCGAAUUGGCGGCGACUGGGACGGGUGCUGCUGUCGCUGAGAUGCCGGAUGAUCCGACUCGCGAAGAACAGCAGCAACAGCAGCGCCAGGAACUUCCGGCGGAUACAAAUUGGUUGCCAGAGAUGGAUGGCUCGCAGACUAGGAAUUAA
Molecule: messenger RNA, 1770 nt
Organism: Aspergillus chevalieri
Lineage: Eukaryota; Fungi; Ascomycota; Eurotiomycetes; Eurotiales; Aspergillaceae
Exons: 6
Coding region: 1-1770 (589 amino acids)
Molecular function (GO): protein binding
Source: RefSeq, a predicted model, not a curated record